GAUAGGAUAGGCACAGCAUCCCCCGUGAUAAUCACCUCAUAUACAACGUCAACUUUGAGAACCUGCACUGUUUCAGAAUGACAAUCCCCUCGCAUUGUCCCUGACCAGCCAUGUCGGACACGGCCAUUCCCACCACCAUCCCCACCAUCACCGAGAAAGAAAUCGCAGCCAUCCAAGAUGCGAUCCUCACUCGCACCUUGACCGGGAAGGGCAAAUACACGGCCCUAUGCCAGCGCUGGCUGGAAUCAUCUAUGACCGGUGGCAAGGCAUUUGUUCUGAGCUCAUGCACAUCGGCCCUCGAGAUUGCCGCCCUUCUGGCAGACCUUCAACCCGGAGAUGAAGUGAUCGUGCCAAGCUACACCUACGUCUCCACGGUUAAUGCCUUUGUCGUCCACGGGGCAGUGCCCGUCUUUGUCGACCUCGACGAUGCUACCAUGAACAUCGAUGCUCAGCUCAUCGAGGCGGCGAUCACACCCCGGACCAAAGCAAUCGUGCCGGUCCACUAUGCCGGGAUCGCCUGCGACAUGGAUACUAUCAUGGCCAUUGCCGACAAGCAUGACCUGCUGGUGGUUGAAGAUGCGGCCAUGGCCUGCGGAGGAACAUAUAAGGGCCGGGCUCUCGGGGCCAUCGGUCAUCUGGGCUGCAUCAGCUUCCAAGAGAAGAAAGUCUUCACCAGUGGAGGACAAGGCGGAGCCCUGCUCAUCAAUCAAGAAUCCCUGAUCCCCCGGGCAGAAACCAUCUACGAACACGGCACAAAUCGGGGACAGUUCCUGCGCGGUGAAGUCAACGUCUAUCACUGGCUAGACGUCGGCAUCAACGCUACCCUGAGCGAGAUCCAAGCCGCCUUUCUCUAUCCGCAGCUUCAAGCUGCCCCGGAGAUCCUGGCGCAUCGUCGCCACCUCUGGACACGCUAUCACCAACGCUUAAGACCUCUGGACCAAGCCGGGGUCAUCAAACUCCCCCGUCCCUCGAAGGAAGCCGUCCAUAACGCCGCCGUCUUCUGGCUCCGGCUCACAGACGCCUCUCGCCGGCCAGAAUUCAUCCGACACAUGGCAGCCGGGCAGGUCUGCACCCAGGCUCAAUUCGUGCCGUUGCAUUCUUCCCCGUUUGGCCAGCAGAUUGGGCGGUUUCAUGGUGAGGAUCGUGUGACUACACGCGCGGCAUCGGAGAUCGUCCUCCUUCCUUUAUAUUCGGAGCUGGAUGAGGAGCGUCAGGAGGUUGUUGUCCGGCGGGUUUUGAAGUUCUGGGAUGGUGGGAAGGGCGAGUGAAGUUAUCUUGGUUCUAGA
Messenger RNA from Aspergillus sclerotioniger CBS 115572, 1286 nucleotides. RefSeq names its product lipopolysaccharide biosynthesis protein rffA. Gene Ontology annotation, molecular function: pyridoxal phosphate binding; dTDP-4-amino-4,6-dideoxygalactose:2-oxoglutarate transaminase activity. The transcript has a single exon. Gene Ontology annotation, biological process: polysaccharide biosynthetic process. The coding region runs from base 111 to 1268 and encodes 385 amino acids. The record is from RefSeq and is a predicted model, not a curated record. Lineage: Eukaryota; Fungi; Ascomycota; Eurotiomycetes; Eurotiales; Aspergillaceae.